CCGAAGCUGCUGCCAAUGCCCCAAGCAUCCACCAACACGAUCUAUUACUGGUACCAGGUACCAACACGAUGGCUCCAUGAACGCAUCAAUCCGUCCAAUUCGUCCAGGGAGACAAUGAUCACCAAUGGAAGCCUUUACCGCCCCUGAAGGACUGAAGGCCGCCUCAUCAAUUGCUACAUUUGAAAGCACCACAACCAGAAUUUUUCAACAAGACCUUCGAGCGCAGCUUUCCAGAUUGGUUGCGUCACGUCAGGUCCACCAUGAUAAUGCCGUAAACCAUUACAAUUCACCUGAGGUGGUCAAAGCACUGUCGUUGGGGUUUGAAUGGACCGUCCAGUGCAGCUAUCAUGACAAAAAUCAGGUUCAGGAUUCUGAUUUGGCAGCUUUGACCGAUCAAGAUCUUUCUGCGACACCCUUGAAUGAACUAAUGAAACUCCUUGCAGAUCCCUGCGUUAUACCCCUUGUGCUUUCUCCUUGCAUUCUGCAAACACUGGUCCAGGUAAUCUUGACAUUCAGACCAUCCAGUAACGCUACUAUGAGUUGCAAGAGGAGAAAAACAGCCGAACGUCCAGUCGCAUCCCAAAGGGCAAAUGAAAUCGAUCAUUGGAUAGAAGUGAAUGAAUACCUAUACUACCGAUCUCGCUGGUCGCCUUCGCAGCUGCUGUUGCUGCAAUCCGUGAUAAGAAUCAUGGUGGCAAGACAAUGCUGCGAUGACUUGGGAUCCAUCAUUCUGACUGUCUUUCAAGAACAGUGGAGUGGCCCUCCGCCACUGCAAGGUGCUCAGUCUCUGCUAUCAUUCAUAAAAUAUUGUGUCAAACAAUUGGAGGGAGUUGGGAGAAAGGGAUACUCUCCAGUUCCUUCCUUAUUCCCUUGCCUCUGGACUCUUGUUCAGACCAUCCUUUCGCCUGAAAAUAAUCUUAUUGUGCAAGACCGGAGCGACUGCAACAUCAUCAUGUGCUCAUCCUGUGGAAAGUACAUAGACUUUUCUUUCCUAACGGCAGCUCAAGGGAGACGGAAAAGACAACGCAUGGAUGUCUCAUCAUUGCAAGGUGAACAUCCUGGUGAUCCACUACUAGGCUUCGCAACUUCGCCACCUGCGCGAGUGUUGCAACACCGGGCGCGUCAGCCACUAGUGAGUUUGAAGUCCAUCAUGGAAGCAAGGGAAAGUAGCGACCCGUCCUGCCCGUAUUGUCAGUCGAAGAUUACUCUACCAGAUGCUACAGACACAAAAGAGACCAAGGAUUGGUGUCGACUUCGCGACAAAUCGAUCCAUACCAUGAUUCGAUGGUUUCAAUCAACGAUUCAAGCUUCAAAAUACAAGGCGUUUGGUGUACUGAGAGACACAUUGACAACGACAUCCGUUGAUAGUCCCUUCCUUAGGCUAUGCACCUUGCAGUUGGCAAAUAUAGCUGGAAGGGACGGCUAUGGGUACCUUCUCUUGUCGUUAUGGAAUCUUACCUGGCAACUCGCCAAUCCAAAGUUCUUGGCAUGGUAUGCAGAAGUCAUUGUCGAGUCGUCCUUUUGCGAUAACCGAGAAUCUUGUUGGGAUGCCAUGCAACCUCUGAUCAACAGCAUUCGGAGCAGAUACAUAACGGCAGAGGAUCCACAGGUUACAGGCAACAACGAUUUACCCAGCAAACUUUUGAUUCCUUGUCUGGAAUACAUCAUAGCACGAAGAAGGAAUAUCUUUCGGGUGGUCGAUGAUUCCAUAAAGGACGAGUUUCAUGCAUUCAUCCAAGCACUUUCCCCAUUUGUUGCUGACUCGACAGAUUCGAAUCAUUCUACCGCUGCUAAUCUUAAAUCAGACGACAAACCAGUAGUACACGCGCGAGAGAGUGAGGAUGAAGACACCACAUCCACCUCGGCGAGCAAAUCGGAACCUCGAUGGGUGGAUCCGGAGCCGCUGGAUCUACAUCUGGCUCUCCAAAGAGUGCGGUGGUCCCCAUAUGGUUAUGCAGAGAGCUGCAGGAUCCAUAAACUGGACCCCAAGCUCCUCUCAAAUCCAGACCACGACAAAGGGCUAGGCAUUGCAAAAGAAGCGGAUAACCAAUCACAGAGAAAGUGCCCACCAAUCAUGCAAUGUCUGAGUGAUGAUGUUAUGAGAACAGUGCUCUCUUUUCUUGGCUACAAGAAGCUGGUAAGAGUUCGCUAUGUCUCAAAAGCCUGGAAAGAGAUGGCGGAUGAUGAUCGAUAUUGGUUCCCGCUCUACCGUAGUAGAUUUGGGCUCCGUCACGAUGGCUCUCAUGGGUUGCGCGCAGACGGUUCGUUCGCAAGAGGACAAGAUCAAACCUGGAAGGAAUAUUUCAUGGAAAAGUGGAUUGCACAAAGAGAUAUUCGGCUCGACUACACUUGCAGAAGACAGGCGGUGUUCAAGCACCGUGUGUGCACUUACUUUGGAUGCUUUCGGGUCAUCAGGAGCCAACAACAACUAGCCCGACAUUACGAUUUGCACAGACGCAAACGGGAAAAAGCCCAAUCUGCAAUGAGGUGAGCUAGUACCUCCAAUUAUCUUCGCAAAGUCGAGUCAAAGCAGCAAUAAAGGCGGGUGCAUUAUAGUACUGGUUAGACAUUCGGC
This is a messenger RNA of Seminavis robusta, 2575 nucleotides long. NCBI's taxonomy places the organism in Eukaryota, Bacillariophyta, Bacillariophyceae, Naviculales, Naviculaceae. The record is from the annotation of a GenBank genome assembly.